AUGGGUUCCCUUAAUGAUACCGACUGCAGGCCGGUAGGAUCUUACCCGCCGUCGGGUAUCGAUGUCUUAAUUGUUGGUACCGGGCUUGCGGGACUAACGGCGUCUAUUGAAUGCACGCGCAAGGGACACAACGUGCGCAUUAUUGAGCGCCAUGAUGAUAUUAAUACCGCAGGCGAUAUGUACUUCAUGGGCCACAGUGCUACUAAGUUCUUCCGUCACUGGCCUGAGCUAUCGAAAGAGUAUGAGCUGAUAUCUAUGAAUAAUGCCUGGAUUGAGACCUUCAAGCAUGUCGGAGAAAGGAUGAUAACGCCACUAAAGGUUUCAGAGCGUCUGCGUCAGGAUGGUAUGGAUCCAAACACGCCGCCCGGCGCUUUUCAGAUGCGACCGCUCAUCUACCGGAUGUAUCUAAACGAAGUCCAGAGGCAAGGAAUUAAAAUCCAAUUCGGCCAGCGCGUCGUCGACUACUAUGAGGACCAAGAACGUCAGAAGGCAGGCGUCGUGACGGACAAGGGCGAGCGCUUCGAAGCCGACGUCGUAAUCGCCGCGGACGGCGUUGGUUCUAAGGGCCAAAAGCUGGUAGGCGGGCAAGUUAGAGCGAUGAGUGCUGGCAGAGCCAUGUGGCGAGCAGCUUUCCCAAUACACCACUUAGACAAGAACCCUAAGCUUAAAGAGUUCUUGAAAAUGGGUGGACCGAACAACGACGAGCCAAUGGUCAGAACAUGGCUUGGCCCCGGAAUGUACGCCAUGGUCCUGAUUCGUCAGGAGACCUGCGUGUGGAUUAUGAACCACGAUAUUACCGGCUCCGAGGAAGAAAGCUGGACUCAUACCGUCGAAUCAGACGACGUAUUAAAUAACAUCGACAAAGGGCUGGGUCCGUUCACUUGGGACCCUAGGAUCAAGGAGCUCGUCAAGCUGACACCAUCCAAGACUAUCGUCAACUUUGAACUAUUCUGGCGCGAUCCCCAACCGACUUGGACUUCUCCUGGCGCCCGCGUGGUUCUCAUUGGCGAUGCCGCGCAUUCUUUCCUGCCCGCCUCGGGCAACGGCGCUACGCAGGCCAUCGAAGAUGCCGUCUCGUUAGCUUCCUGUCUCCAGAUUGGAGGAAAGCAGAACGUACCAGAAGCAGUAAGCACACAUGUGCGUCUCCGCUUCAUCCGAUGUUCCUGCGCGCAAAAGAUGGGAUUCACCAAUGCAGAGCUUCUCCAGCACACCAACUGGGAGAAAGUCAAGCUCAACCCAAAGCUGGCGCAGCCUAAGCUCCCGAGAUGGAUCUGGAAGCAUGACCCUGAGCAGUACGCUUACGAGAACUACGAGAAGAUGGCUGAAACUAUUAGGAAGGGAAUUCCCUUUGAUCAAGUCGACACGGUGCCGCCAAACUAUCCGCCCGGCUAUAAAUAUGAGCCCUGGAAUAUCGAUGACAUGCAGAGAGACGUGGAUAACUCUACUGUCAACAUGGGUUCGGGAGACUGGGACUAA
Daldinia childiae is the source of this 1476-nucleotide messenger RNA. RefSeq lists its product as uncharacterized. Gene Ontology annotation, molecular function: FAD binding; monooxygenase activity. The record is from RefSeq and is a predicted model, not a curated record. Gene Ontology annotation, biological process: secondary metabolite biosynthetic process. The transcript has 4 exons. Lineage: Eukaryota; Fungi; Ascomycota; Sordariomycetes; Xylariales; Hypoxylaceae. Bases 1 to 1476 code for a protein of 491 amino acids.